GCGCCCGCGAUCUGCAGCAGAUAUGAAGUCCGCGCCGUGCCGGCUCGCCUGGCUGCUGGGCCCGCUGAUGCUGGUGCUGCUGCCGAGCCUGGCGGGCGCCGUGUCCAUGGACCAAGAGGCGUCCAAGGUGCUGGAGGACGUGAUCGCCGGCGACAACUUCGUCAUCAGCCUGAAGCACAUCAAGCCGCGGCGGCGGCUGCGCGGCAGCGUCGAGACCAUGUUCGCCGUCGACUUCCCCGGCUCGCAGCAGAAGUUCGUGCUCAUGCUGGACCGCCGCACCAAGCGAGUGAUCGUGGAGACGGUGGAGGACGGGCGCACGCGCUCGCAGCACUUCACGGUCGACACGCUGACCGAGGGAUCGAUCCUCAAGUCGCUGGUGGUGGCCGUCGACCAGGAGCAGCCCGGAGCGCACGUGACGCUCUACGUGGACUGCAGCUCGCAGGGCAUGGUGGCGACGCCGCGCUCCAUGCGCGACAUGCACGCCAAGAUGGCGCACCCGCGCCUGCAAGUCUUCCGGGAGCGACGCUACGUCCUGGAAGUGGACGGUCCUGGGGGACUCAGCAACGUGCUCAACAGGAACAACUGUCCGUCGAACAUCAUGCAAGCCAUCCAGCCCGCCACCAACGAGAUACCCAUUCCAAGAGGAGACAUUCCUAUAUCCGGAGACUGUGAUACUGAUGCGCUCCUAAUGAAGACUCUGACUCAGCUGGUGACUCAGGUGACAGAGCUGCGGAAUGAAGCGCAGAGACAGAGGGCCGAAAUAUACCAUGUUCGACAAAUACUGGAAAAAUGUGACAUCUGUGAUGCGCUGUCCAUGAUGCGGCGGCCGACGUGCGGCAGCAACCCUUCGCCCUGCUUCCCGGGCGUGGGGUGCCAGGAGACUGCGGAGGGAGUGCGCUGCGGCGCUUGCCCGCGCGGCUACGUGGGUGACGGCCGCAGCUGCAAGCCGGGCGUCACGUGCGAGCAGCGCCCCUGCUACCCAGGUGUGCAGUGCUACGACACGGUGGAGGGCUUCCACUGCGGGCCGUGUCCCGCGGGCAUGACGGGCGACGGCCGGCGGUGCAAGGGCAGGCGGGGCUGCGACUCCAGUCCUUGCCACCCGGGCGUGCAGUGCGUCAGCAUGGACGAGCCGCCGUACUACCGCUGCGGGAGCUGCCCGCCCGGCUCCAGGGGGAACGGCUCCGUGUGCCAGGACGUGGACGAGUGCGACCUGGCCGAGCCGUGCGACCCGCGCGCGCGCUGCACCAACCUGUCCCCGGGCUUCCGCUGCGCCCCCUGCCCGGCGGGCUUCACGGGCUCGUCCGGCAUGGAGGGCGUGGGGCUGGAGGUGGCUCGCCGCAACAAGCAGCGCUGCCACGACAUCGACGAGUGCGCGGACGGCCGCAACGGCGGCUGCGUGCCGCGCUCCGCCUGCAUCAACACCCAGGGUUCGUUCCACUGCGGGCAGUGCCAGAGAGGGUUCGUGGGCAACCAGACGGUCGGCUGCCACAACAGACCCGGCAUGUGCCCCGACGGGUCGGUGUGUGACCCGAACGCAGACUGCGUGAGGACUGGUCCAGAGUGCUGCAUAACCUACAAGUGCAAGUGCAAGAUAGGCUGGGCCGGUGACGGCAAGAACUGCGGGCCCGACCGAGACUUGGACGGGUGGCCCGAUGAAGACCUCGGAUGCUCGGACCCUAAAUGCAGGAAGGACAACUGUGUGGGCAUCCCGAACUCCGGCCAAGAGGAUGCUGACAGAGACAACAUAGGCGACAUCUGUGAUGACGAUGCUGACAACGAUGGCAUCCCCAACAAACCAGACAACUGCCCUCUUGUGCCGAACCCGGACCAGCUGGAUACGGACCGCGACGGAGCGGAUCACCAGGGCGACGCAUGCGACAACUGCCCCACGAUACCCAACUCCGACCAGUCCGACGUGGACAAGGACGGGCUGGGAGACGUCUGCGACGCCGACAUGGACGACGACCGGGUGGAGAACCACGUGGACAACUGCCCCAAGAAGUACAACCCCGACCAGCUGGACACGGACCGCGACGGCCUGGGCGACGUGUGCGACAACUGCCCGAGGGUGCCAAACGCUGACCAGCAGGACGUGGACAACAACCUGAUCGGCGAUGCCUGCGACGACGGCAACGACCGCGACAAGGACGGGAUACAGGACUCGCGGGACAACUGCCCCACCGUCGCCAACAGCAACCAGCUGGACACCGACAGGGAUGGCCGGGGCGACGAGUGCGACCCGGACAAGGACGACGACGGGAUUCCCAACCAUCGGGACAACUGCCCCAUCGUGCCGAACCCCUACCAGGAGGACAGGGACGGCGACGGAACAGGUGACGCCUGCCAGGACGACUGGGACAACGACCGGGUGCGCAAUCACCUGGACAACUGUCCCAACAACUCCAAGAUCAGUUCCACUGACUUCAGGACGUACCAGACCGUGGUGCUGGACCCCGAAGGAGACUCCCAAAUAGACCCCAACUGGGUGAUCUACAACAAAGGGGCAGAGAUUGUCCAGACCAUGAACAGCGACCCGGGACUGGCCGUCGGCUACGAUCAAUUUGGCGGAGUCGACUUUGAAGGAACCUUCUUCGUGGAUACAGAAAUGGAUGAUGAUUAUGCUGGUUUCAUUUUCAGCUACCAGAACAACAAGAAGUUCUACACUGUGAUGUGGAAGAAGAGCGCGCAGACCUACUGGCAGGCGACCCCGUUCCGAGCCGUCGCAGAGCCGGGCAUCCAGCUGAAGCUGGUGGACUCCGGGACGGGACCGGGCCAGAUGCUGCGCAACUCCCUCUGGCACACCGGGGACACGGAGGAUCAGGUGAAGCUGCUGUGGAAGGACCCCCGCAACGUGGGCUGGAGGGAGCGCGUGGCCUACCGCUGGCUGCUGCUCCACCGCCCCAAGAUCGGCCUCAUCCGGCUGCGCAUCUUCGAGGGCGAGCACAUGGUCGCCGACUCUGGCAACGUGUACGACUCCACCUUGAAGGGCGGCCGGCUGGGCGUGUUCUGCUUCUCCCAGGAGAUGGUCAUCUGGUCCGACCUCGUCUACCGGUGCAACGAGAAUGUCCCCAAGCCCAUCUACCUAGAGCUGCCGCUGAAACUUCGCGAGCAAGUGUCAGUUGAGGAUUCCAGCUCGAUAGGACUGUAACUUGACAUCAUGAACUGGCAGUGAAAUGCCUGCAAAUGCCGUCGACACUUCGCGAGACAGUCUGCUCCACUGUGCUGCUCUUAAACGCGGAGACUACUCUAAUCAUUUACAAUCCGCGUAUAAAAUAAAUUUAACUAAAACCACUCUUCCCAUGAUAAAAACAUCCCUCCAAGUCAGUUCAUGAAGUACUUCAGAAGAAGAGCACCCCUACAUCAAAUUUUUGUGUUGUAGUUCUUAACAUUUGAUCAGUUUUAGUACAUUCGAAUGUGUUUUCUACACAUUUGAUUAAUAGAUUAUAUGAGAUCAAUGCAUUCCAAUUUUAAAUUAGUAGAACACAUGAAUGGUGAGUUUACCUAGCAACAUAAGCUAAGCUAUGCUUGAUAAUAUUUUUUAAUGAUUAUGUUCUUUUGAAAUUUUUUGAAUAAAAAGAUUAAACCCUAGCAUAUCACACAUUUAUAGCUAGAUGAAAAUCACAUUUUUGAAAGAAUGUGUGGAAUUCUUAUAUAUGUCCUUUUUAUGUAUGUAUUUCCUUUAUAUGUAUGUAGUUACAACCAUUACACCAAAUAAUAUUGUUGAAAAAAAUUUUAACACUUUUUUUGUUGAAUUAUAUGUAAUAUUAAAUAAAACAUUGUAAAUUAAAUUAAAAACUUUAAUAACAAGAUGAUUCCACUAAAGUGCUAAACAAACAUUUUACAAAAUAGCAGUAAUUCAAGGCAGUUAGGAGUUUUUAUAUGUAUGUACUUGUACCAAGCUUACAUUAAGCUGGGGUCCACUAUUAGUACAGUGUUUAUUAGCAUUAGUAAUUAGUACUGUAAAGAGUAAGUAUGUCAGUUUAGGAUCAUCCUUACAUGAAAUAUGAAACUGUAUUGUAAAAUACUCCAGUUCUUGAGAUAACAAAUUUGUAAUUACUGAUUUUGUAUGUUGUAUAUAAUAAAAAUAAAAUUGAACUCUACGUGUUUUGUAAGUUUAUAAAUUCCAACUGCUGCUAUGACAAAGGUGAAAAUGACGGAGACAAGAUUAAAGUGGAAUAACUUAAGUUAUAACCUAAGAAU
Molecule: messenger RNA, 4200 nt
Organism: Bacillus rossius redtenbacheri
Lineage: Eukaryota; Metazoa; Arthropoda; Insecta; Phasmatodea; Bacillidae
Gene: Tsp
Product: cartilage oligomeric matrix protein
Exons: 23
Coding region: 23-3148 (1041 amino acids)
Biological process (GO): cell adhesion
Cellular component (GO): extracellular region
Molecular function (GO): calcium ion binding
Source: RefSeq, a predicted model, not a curated record